UUGAAACUAGGUGCAAAUAUCGUGUUUCCACAAUGGUUUACCGGGUUAACAGUUACCUUACUGUUGAUGCAGCAAGGUGUGAUCGGCGGUAUGGUAUCGCCUAUGCUAGCAAAACUCACAUCACCGGAUUCACCUAUCCUUCUGAAUUCAGAAGAAGCUUCUUGGCUGGCAUCAUUAGCAAAUAUUGCUCGACUGUUUGGCGCUGUAAUCGGAUCAAUAGCGUGUGCUUAUCUCGGAUCUAAACGAUCCAUCCUCCUCACCUGUUUGCCAAUAUCAGUGGGUUGGUUGGCUACAGCUUUCGCUAAAAAUGUCGAAACACUGUACGCUGCGCGAGUAUCAAAUGGAAUAGGUACUGGUAUGAUGUUCAGUACGUUUCCCUUAUACAUUGGUGAAAUAGCUAUGCCGAGUAUACGUGGUGCACUCAUAUCGUUCGCCUGCUGCGGUUUUCCAAUUGGUCAGAUAGUAGGAAGUUUCGCUACCAGUUAUUUCGAUUUGACAACAUCCUCAUUGAUUUACUUUGGUCUAUGCUCGAUCGUCGUGGCUAUACUUCUAUUGCUACCCGAGUCGCCAUAUUAUUUUAUUAGAGUGUCUAAUCGGAAGGCUGCUAAGAAAUCAAUAAGCUGGUACAGAGCUGACAGUGGAGUUGAAGAGGAGCUAAACGCAGUUGAGAAGUUUGUAGCUACUGAAAGAUCUAUGAGUUUCAUAGAUAAAGUAAAGGAAUUUCGUAAGCCAGUGAUGAGGCAAGCUAUUUAUCAAGUGAUCGUGUUGUUUACAUUUAUGCAAAUUUGUGGCUUGAACAGCAUCAUGUCGUACAUGGAGAUUAUUUUAAGAAAAGCUCAAUGUACAAUCCUCAGCCCUGGAGAAGUUGUUGUCUACGUGAAUAUAUCUGCGACUAUAGCUAAUGUGAUUUCAAUAUUUUUAAUCGACAACUGUGGUCGAAAAUUUUUGUUAAUAUUCUCCAGUGCAGGUUUGACUGUAUCGAUGGUCAGUAUGUCGGUGCAUUUUGCGCUCAUCGAUAACAACGUUAACGUGAUAAAUUUGCAAUGGAUACCCAUAGUAUCCAUGGUACUAUUUAUGGCUUUUUUUUUUCUCGGACUUAUUCCAGUUCCAAGUGCAAUUUUGAGUGAAACUAUACCGUCGAAUAUCAAAUCUGUUGCAUCUGGCAUAGGUAGUUUUACUGCUGGAAUCAUGGCCUUUUUAUCUACUAAAACUUUUCAGCCUAUGGUGGAUGGGAUGGUAACAGUGGUAGACCGAUUUCCAUGAGGAAUGGGGUAAAAUAAUAAGUGAGAGGCUUAUCUUCAUGGUAUAAUGCAACCACACUAGUUGGCGCCGAAGCGUUGUAUUGGGCGGGCUGAAGUGAUUAUGAUUACUGAUACACGUUCGUAGCACCAAUUUCAAACUGCGCCAGCGUAAGGGUCUUACUUGCGUUAACUCACGUAUUUCUGGA
Molecule: messenger RNA, 1447 nt
Organism: Phymastichus coffea
Lineage: Eukaryota; Metazoa; Arthropoda; Insecta; Hymenoptera; Eulophidae
Product: facilitated trehalose transporter Tret1-like
Exons: 3
Coding region: 67-1263 (398 amino acids)
Biological process (GO): transmembrane transport
Cellular component (GO): membrane
Molecular function (GO): transmembrane transporter activity
Source: RefSeq, a predicted model, not a curated record